AAACACCAAACCACAAACCACAAACCACAAACCACAAACCACAAACCACAAACCACAAAACACGAACCAAAAAACACAAAAACACAAAAACACAAAAACAGGCCCAUGGCGCCCAGCGACGGCACCGAGACGCGGCCGCCAUACGGCCAGGCCCCAUAUAGGCCGCCCAGCAGCGACUCCAAAGAGCCCCCUUCGGACACAAAAACGCCCCCGGAGCCGGCGGCCGGCGGCAGCCACGAGCAGCGGCCCCACGGCGCGCAAAACGACAACAAUUCCCGCGGCGCAUGCGGCGCCGAGCCCGGCCCGGAGCCCGGCAGCAAGCGCUUCAUUCUCCAGCGCUUCACCAUCUACAACCUGGCGUCCACCAUGUUCAUCGUGGGCAGCAACGCGCGCGAGUCGUUGUUCCGCAUCAUGGAGAUUGCCGCCGACAAGGACGCGGCGCGGCCGCCGCAGCUCUUGGAGAUCCGCAGCUACUUCUACACGCGCAACGACAUGGCGGGGUUGCUCGAGGGCUUGAACGAGCUGGUGGAGGGCGGCAUCCACAAGGUGGCGCAGGCGUACGGGCUCGCCGGGCUCAUCCGGUUCACGCGCGAGUACUACUUGUUGGUGGUCACCAAGUGCAGCCAGGUGGCCGUGGUGGGCGGCCACUACCUCUACCACGUGGACGAGACCAAGUUGGUGCCGCUCUCGCUCGCGUACCGCCGGCCGGACAAGUACAGCGACGAGGAGCGGCUCCUCCUGAUCUUCAAGUACUUGGACUUGGGCCGCACGUUCUACUUCAGCUACACGUACGACAUCACCAACUCGUUGCAGCACAACUGCAUGGCGCAGCGGCGCGGCGGCGGGCGGGCGGCGGCGGGCGGGCACAACGCGCGGUUCAUGUGGAACAGCCUCCUCCUCGAGCCGGUGCUCACGCAGCCGGAAAUCGCCGCGUUCGAGUGGUUCCAGCCGCUCGUCCACGGCUUCAUCGACCAGGCCAACGUGCUGAUCUACGGGCGCAAGAUCUACAUCACCAUCAUCGCGCGGCGCUCGCGGCACUUUGCGGGCGCGCGGUUCUUGAAGCGCGGCGCCAACGACCGCGGCAACGUGGCCAACGAGGUGGAGACCGAGCAGAUCGUGCUGGACAUGCUCACGUCGUCGUUCCACGACCCGGCGCACGGCGUGUACGCCAGCCCCCGCCACACCAGCUUCGUGCAGCACCGCGGCUCCAUCCCGUUGUGCUGGACCCAGGACUUGAACCGGCUUCCCAAGCCGCCCAUCGAGAUCCACUUGUCCGACCCGUUCUACCAGAGCUCGGCCUUGCACUUCAACAACCUCUUCCGGCGCUACGGGCUGCCCGUGGUGGUGUUGAACUUGAUCAAGACCAAGGAGAAGCAGCCGCGCGAGCUGAAGUUGAACCGCCACUUCGAGAGCUGCGUGGCCUACUUGAACCAGUUCCUCCCGCGCGCGCUGCGGCUCCAGUACCACUCGUUCGACAUGUCCAAGCACCUGCGCAAGAACCUCGACGUGAUCACGCCGCUCCAGCAGAUCGCGCGCAACGCCGUGCAGCAGACGGGCUUCUUCCACAACGGCAGGGACCUCCGCUCCACCAGGCUCCAGCGCGGCGUCGUCCGCACCAACUGCAUCGACUGCUUGGACAGGACCAACGCCGCGCAGUUCAUCAUCUUCAAGGAGGCGCUCUCGCACCAGUUGCAGAGUUUGGGGCUCAUUGCCUCCGCGACGGACUUGGACUACGACUCCGACCUCAUCAACAUCCUCACCGAGAUGUUCCACGACCACGGCGACACCAUCGCCGUCCAGUACGGCGGCUCCAACCUCGUCAACACCAUGGACUCCUACCGCAGAAUCAACCAGUGGUCUUCGCACACACGCGACGUGCUCAACAGCAUCAAGCGCAUCUACUCCAACUCGUUCAUGGACCUGAUCCGCCAGGAGGCCAUCAAUCUCUUCUUGGGCAACUACGUGUACCACCCGCGCAAGUUGAAGCUAUGGGAGCUCCAGAACGACUUCUACUUGCACAACACCCUCAUGCUGCUGCCCUUGCUGGAGAAGCCCAGCUACAUGCACUGGUACAACGCAAAGUAUCUCCAGGACACCCGCGGCCUUCUCCAGGACAGGCCCGACGUCCUGCCGGAGCCCCAAAGGCGCCCGGACGCGGCCGCGGACUCGAGCGACAACUGGUUCAACGAGUGCUACGGCCAGCGCAAAUUCGAGUCCUUCGGCGACCUCUUCCAGUUCAACAUGAACUCCAACGUCCGCUACUUCCCUUCCAACUUGAACUCGACCCCCAAGAACUUCGACUAUAGCCCUUUCGAAUCCCGCAAGCCUUUUUUCAAAAAGAAGGCCGGCGAAAGCGGCGACGGCCUGGACGGCAUGCGCCCGAUAGACGAGGCAGACGAGCCGCAAGACAAUGCGCAUCUUCAAGAUCACAAACGGCUGGAAAACGGCCGCUUGGAAGGGAAGGUCUCCGUGCGCGUCUCCCGCUUGCUCUCCUCCAAGCCCGUGGGCGAGCGAAAUCUGUCAAUCACAAAGGCCCCUUCCAGCAGGCAGCAUCUCUCCGAGCCAGCGAAUGUGGUGCUAGCAGAGCAACUCGCCCCGGGCAACUGGGUCCGUGGUUCGGGACCUGCGCAUCCGCACAGCUUGUACAAGGAGGUGCAAGUGAGCGAAGCGGAUAUGCAUGUGUACUCGAGUCAGUUCCUGCCCCCCAAGAUGCCUCCUCUUCACUUCGAAUCAAUUGCUCCCACGUUCCGGACUUCGCAGGCGGACUCCGAACUAUAUUUCAAGCUGACGACCACAGUGAUGCCCAACGAAUCCUUCUUGAAUGAAGAAUCUUUGAGCGCCAUGGAUCGGGAGAUAUACGCGCAGUACGUUCGGGCAAGCUUAAAUGAAGUCUAUUGAUAUUGUUUGAUUCUAGCUCAUUCUAUACAGGUGAUGCAUCAAAGAUCGCCAAAGAGAGACUCGCCGUGGAACGGAUUAUCAAAACCCAGUAAACAGCAACGGAUCUUCAAAGUUUAGCCUGUCCGGAAAAAUCAAAGCUCGCCGAGUAUAGGAAUGCGCCACUUGAG
This is a messenger RNA of Metschnikowia bicuspidata var. bicuspidata NRRL YB-4993, 3065 nucleotides long. RefSeq names its product phosphatidylinositol-3,5-bisphosphate 5-phosphatase. Gene Ontology annotation, molecular function: phosphatidylinositol-3,5-bisphosphate 5-phosphatase activity. Lineage: Eukaryota; Fungi; Ascomycota; Pichiomycetes; Serinales; Metschnikowiaceae. The record is from RefSeq and is a predicted model, not a curated record. Gene Ontology annotation, cellular component: intracellular membrane-bounded organelle. The transcript has a single exon. Gene Ontology annotation, biological process: phosphatidylinositol dephosphorylation. The coding region runs from base 106 to 2898 and encodes 930 amino acids.